CACAAGUCCCAGGGUCUGGGUAGCUGGGCUGCUAGGAACUGCUCCACGCGGCAGGGAGUGGAGCUCUGUGCAGGGGAGCGGGGGGUCUAGGCGAUAACCAGCGAGGUGGGAGGUGAGGUUUAGUGAUGGCAAAUGGGAAGGGGAGUGGGGUCUGUGGAAGGGAGGGUGUCCAUGACACCCUCUUUCUUGGAAGCUGCGAUCCAUGCUACGGAAAUGCUGAGAGCCACCGGGCUGGAGUCUGUGGGACAUUUCUAACCCCUUCCCCACGUGCCCCAGGGGAAUAUCCCGUCUCUCAUGCUGCAUCCCGUUGGGUUUAUUUUGUGUUUUCCAGAUGCUGAGCUUCUCCAGAGCCCAUCAACAUGGUGCAGUCUGUGGUGGAUUAGUCUGGGAGUGUUACUGGGGAUAUUAGCAUUUGCUUUCCUUCGAAUGUAUUAUCCUUCCUUGCGGAAACUGUGGCUGAACAAAAAGUCACCUCGAAGUGAGUCCCAGCAGACUGCGUCCAACCAUAAAAAAGACGAAGAGGAGAACAAACAUCUGCUCCGGGCAUCCUCGUCAACCUCUAUGGAGCCAGGAGUGGCCAAUCCCACCCACAGUCCACCUGCGCAUUCCUCCCCGGGGCAGACUGCCAAAGACAUGGGAGAACCAAGGCCUGCUCCUGGAUUUCAAAUAGUACCUACAUUGAUUUCUAUAAUGCAGCAGAAGGCUUUGGAACACACCAGGUUAAAUAUCGCCAUUAUGGGAGAGCGAGGCUGUGGAAAAUUGUCCUUCAUUAACGCCAUGCGGGGGCUAUGUGAUGAAGACGAAGGUGCUGCCCCAGUUGAGGAGGAAGAAAUUAUGAUGAAGCCAACAGCUUAUCAGCAUCCCAAACACCCGAGUGUGACUUUCUGGAGACUGCCGAUAAGUGGGACAGAAGAUGUUCAGCCAGAGGCAUAUCUCCAGCAGGUGAAAUUUGUCCUCUACGACUUUUUCAUCAUCAUGUGUUCAGAGGGAUUCACACCUAAGCAGGUUGAGCUCGCCCAGGAGAUCCGGAAGGCAGGGAAGAUGUGUUACUUUGUGCGCUCCAAGGUGGAGGCAGAUUUGGAUUCUGACAGACAUAGCCGGCCCUCCACCCAUGAUGAGGAGGAAAUACUUCACAACAUCCGUAACCACUGCAUCAGAUGCCUGGAAGUGGGAGGGAUGAUGAAUCCUGAGGUUUUCCUCCUCUGUACAUUUCAAUUGGAGAAGUACGAUUUUCCCCUCCUGAGAGCGAGCAUGGAGAAAGCGCUCCCGGGCGACAAGAAAAGGGCUUUGAUACUGGCCCUGCCCAACUCCUCUCUGCAAAUCUUGCAAAAGAAAAAGGAAGCCCUGCAGAAGCAGAUCUGGAAAAUAGCCCUUGUGUCCUCUCUUCUCACGGUUAUUCACAUGCCCGGUGUCUCCACCAUUAUUGACGUAACCAUCCUGCUGACAUGCAUGAGAUAUUAUUGCCAGGUCUUUGGCCUCGAUGAUGUCUCCUUCAUGGCUCUCGCGAGGCAGUUUGGCAAACCAGCGGAAGAGCUGAAGGCCAUUAUGAAGCCCCUGCUGGCCAAGGAAAUUAGCAUUAACGUGGUCUUGCAGCUCCUGUCCUCGGUUGCGUGCGGCAUAUUCAUAGGAACUGAUUUGUCUCUGUGGCCUUUAGGGGUGCUAGGAUUCAUGGUGUCUGGAGGAGUUGUAGGGCAAGGGCAACUGCUGUAG
This is a messenger RNA of Chrysemys picta bellii (western painted turtle), 1710 nucleotides long. The record is from RefSeq and is a predicted model, not a curated record. Lineage: Eukaryota; Metazoa; Chordata; Testudines; Emydidae.